AUGGAGUCCAGAUCUCUUCACUCCAAGCCGUCGGAAGAGACUCUCAUAUCGCUCCUUCAACUAGAUCCGUCCCCCAUCGAGACACCACCGGCCGACGUUGACAAAGAUCUUCCUCCCCUGCCUGAAGAUGUCCUGGAGAAUAGCACUGGUUCCCUCAGGUCGACUUCUUCUGCGCCCGGUUUAAGCGGCAGUGGUCACAGCGCGAUCUUUUACCUGACACGAAUCCAGAAGUUCUCUUCCUACCUGGUACCGGUCUUCACCUCACUUCACGUUGUCAACACCUCCAUAAUACCACUGUUUGCGCGAUCAGUCCCAGCUUCCGAGGCAUACCUGCUACUUUCGAGAGAAAUAUACCAAACAUCCCUCACGGAACCGCUUCUCGUGGCAUUGCCCAUCGUUGCACACAUCGCCUCUGGUUUUGCCCUUCGCCUCGUUCGCAGAUCUCAGAACCUGAAGCGUUAUGGAGGCAACACACCCGGCAUGUACGCUUUGUAUCGAGCCCAGACCGGCAAAACAUCACGAGCCUUGACCUAUAACAGCGUCAACUCCGCUAGCAGGAUAUGGCCGUCCUUCAGCUACAUAUCUAUAUCUGGCUACAUCUUCACAGUUUUUCUUGCUGCCCAUGCAGGCAUCAAUCGCAUCCUCCCCCUGCAAGUUGACGGCGACAGCUCGAACAUUGGCUUGGGUUUCGUUUCUCAUGGGUUUGCCCGGCAUCCCAUCAUCUCGUGGAUUGCGUACACCGGUCUUCUCGCAAUAGGCUGCGGACAUAUGGUUUGGGGCGCAGCAAAAUGGCUGGGCCUGGCGCCAACGGCUAUGGGGUGGAGUGGUAGUGGACGCAAUGUGAUAGACAAAAAGGUGCGACGGCGGAAGAGAAGAGCGUGGUGGGCGCUUCACGGCGCCGCUGUGGCAGCGGCCGGCGUCUGGGCUGCCGGGGGAUUGGGAAUCAUAGCAAGGGGUGGUUCAACGGACGGAUGGAUUGGGAAGAUUUAUGAUGAUAUAUACAGCAGAAUUCCACUCUUGUGA
Messenger RNA from Colletotrichum phormii, 1023 nucleotides. RefSeq lists its product as uncharacterized. NCBI's taxonomy places the organism in Eukaryota, Fungi, Ascomycota, Sordariomycetes, Glomerellales, Glomerellaceae. Gene Ontology annotation, cellular component: mitochondrial outer membrane. Bases 1 to 1023 code for a protein of 340 amino acids. Gene Ontology annotation, biological process: lipid homeostasis; mitochondrion organization. The transcript has 2 exons. The record is from RefSeq and is a predicted model, not a curated record.